AUGGAAAAGGUCACAAGGAGAAGUUGGAGUUGAUGGCGACGUUCUCGUUUUUCGGGAAUGUUAUGUCUAUGGCCAGUGUGCAGCUGGCCGGAGCCAAGCGAGACGCAUUGCUACUGAGCUUCAAGGAAGCCAAGCUCUCAGUGGUGGAGUAUGACCCGGAAAUACAUGAUCUGAAGACUCUGUCUCUGCAUUACUUCGAGGAGCCUGAGCUGCGGGAUGGCUUUGUGCAGAAUGUUCACAUUCCAAAAGUUCGUGUGGACCCCAAUGGACGAUGUGCUGUCAUGCUGAUCUAUGGUACCAGCUUGGUGGUGCUGCCUUUCCGGAGGGAUACCCUGGCAGAGGAUCAUGAAGGACCAAUGGCUGAGGGACAGAAGUCCAGCUUCUUGCCUAGCUACAUCAUCGACGUGCGGGAAUUGGACGAGAAGCUGCUGAAUAUCAUAGACCUCCAGUUUCUACACGGAUACUACGAGCCCACCCUCCUCAUCCUCUUCGAGCCAAACCAGACGUGGCCGGGACGUGUUGCCGUACGUCAGGACACGUGCAGUAUUGUCGCCAUCUCCCUGAACAUCCUUCAGAAGGUCCAUCCCGUCAUCUGGUCCCUCUCCAGCUUACCAUUUGAUUGUACCCAGGCGCUGGCGGUACCGAAACCCGUCGGUGGUGUUGUCAUCUUUGCUGUGAACUCUCUGCUGUAUCUGAAUCAAAGUGUUCCCCCCUACGGAGUGUCACUCAACAGCCUGACCAACGGGACCACCUCCUUCCCACUCAAGUCACAUGAUGAUUACCGGAUAACACUGGACUGUGCGCAGGCCACCUUCAUCUCCUACGACAAAAUGGUGAUUUCUCUGAAGGGUGGAGAGAUUUUAAUAAGCCGAGUUCUCUUCCAGGAAGAGCCUCCGUCUAAGAAGAAACGCGUGGAUUCCGCCGUGGCCCGUCCUGGCAUUAAAGGGGCCUCGGUGGAUGAGAUUGAUGAGAUCGAGGUGUACGGCAGUGAGAUGCUGUCAGGCACGCAGCUCUCCACAUACUCAUUCGAGGUGUGCGACAGCAUCUUAAACAUCGGACCUUGUGCUACGGCAUCCAUGGGGGAGCCCGCCUUCCUGUCUGAGGAGUUUCAGAAUAGCCCUGAGCCGGACCUGGAGAUCGUCUUGUGUUCUGGAUACGGGAAGAACGGGGCUCUCUCUGUGCUGCAGAAGAGUAUCCGGCCCCAAGUGGUGACGACCUUUGAACUUCCCGGGUGUCAUGACAUGUGGACGGUCAUUUCCUCCAAUGAGCAGCCGGAGGAUUUGGGGGAGACGGCUGAGCAAGCGGAAGACGAUGAUGAGAAGAACCGCCAUGGCUUUCUCAUCCUGAGCCGUGAGGACUCCACCAUGAUCCUCCAGACUGGGCAAGAGAUCAUGGAGCUGGACACGAGUGGAUUCGCCACGCAGGGCCCCACGGUGUACGCCGGGAAUAUCGGAGACAAUAAGUACAUAGUACAAGUGUCCCCCCUGGGGAUUCGCCUGCUGGAGGGAGUGACUCAGCUGCACUUCAUCCCCGUGGAUCUGGGCUCUCCCAUCGUCCACUGCGCCGUGGCGGACCCCUACGUGGUGAUUCUGAGCUCGGAAGGUCAGGUGACCAUGUUCCAGCUGAAAAGUGACUCCUAUGGCGGCAAAUCUCAUCGGCUCGCUCCGCAGAAACCCAACAUACAUUACCAAUCGAAGGUGAUCGCUCUCUGCAUUUACCGCGACGUCAGCGGCAUGUUCACCACGGCGACCAGAUCGGCCCCGGUGAAGGAGGACAGCGUCCCCCCGAGCGCUGCUGAAGGAGACAGUCUGUUGCAGGAGAUCAGCCGCUCUGUAGAUGAUGAGGACGAGAUGCUGUACGGAGAUUCCGGGUUCCCGUCCAGCCCCAGCAAGGAAGAGGCUCGCCGGAGCAAUCUUCCCCACGCCGAUCGUGACUCCGGCCAGUAUAAGAUUGAGCCCACUCACUGGUGUGUGCUGGUCAGAGAGAAUGGUAUCAUGGAGAUCUACCAGAUCCCGGAGUGGCGUCUAGUCUUCCUUGUGAAGAAUUUCCCCGUGGGGCAGAGAGUUCUUGUGGACAGUUCCUUUGGUCAUCCCAGUGCUCAAGGAGAAAGCAGGAAAGAGGAAGUGACCCGGCAGGGCGAGAUGCCCCUGGUGAAGGAGGUUCUGCUGGUGGGGCUGGGAAAUCGGCAAAGUCGCCCUUAUUUGCUGGUCCUGGUGGAUUCUGAGAUCCUGAUCUAUGAAGCGUUUGGACAUGACUCCCAGGGGAAUCUGAAGGUUCGAUUUAAAAAGGUUCCUCAUAAUAUAAAUAUCAGGGAGAGGAAGCAGAAACAUUCGAAGAAGAAGACUGAAGGAUUGGUGGAGGAAGUGAGCGCCCGAGCUCGCGUCGCUCGAUUCCGAUUCUUCCAGGACAUAUAUGGAUAUUCAGGGGUGUUUAUAUGUGGCCCGUCCCCCCACUGGCUACUAGUCACCUCUCGUGGGGCCCUGCGUCUGCACCCCAUGACUAUCGAUGGAUCCAUUGAAUCAUUUGCCCCCUUCCACAACAUCAACUGCCCCAGAGGGUUCCUCUAUUUCAACCGGCAGGGUGAAUUACGGAUCAGCGUCCUUCCUGCUUACUUAUCAUACGAUGCUCCGUGGCCUGUCAGGAAGAUCCCCCUUCGCUGCACGGUGCACUACGUGUCCUAUCAUGUGGAGUCCAAGGUGUAUGCAAUCGUCACCAGCGUGCAUGACACGUGUACUCGGAUCCCUCGUAUGACCGGUGAGGAGAAGGAGUUUGAGACCAUGGAAAGAGAUGAUCGCUAUAUCUCACCCGUACAAGAGGCGUUUUCCAUCCAGCUCAUCUCCCCCGUCAGCUGGGAGACCAUUCCAAACACCAGAAUCGAUUGUGAGGAAUGGGAGCACGCCACCUGCAUGAAGACCGUCAACCUGAAGAGCGAAGAGACCGUGUCUGGCCUGAAGGGGUACAUUGCAGUGGGGACGUGUGUGAUGCAGGGAGAGGAGGUCACCUGUAGAGGACGGAUUCUUAUCAUGGAUGUGAUUGAAGUGGUCCCGGAGCCGGGUCAGCCUCUAACCAAGAACAAGUUCAAGGUUCUGUAUGAGAAGGAACAGAAGGGUCCGGUCACUGCCCUGUGCCAUUGUAACGGGUAUCUGGUGACAGCCAUUGGCCAGAAGAUCUUCCUCUGGAGUCUGAAGGACAACGAUCUGACGGGGAUGGCGUUCAUUGACACUCAGCUCUACAUCCACCAGAUGAUCAGUGUCAAGAAUUUCAUUCUGGGUGCCGACCUGAUGAAGAGCAUCUCACUGCUGCGCUACCAGGAGGAGAGCAAAACCCUGUCACUGGUCAGCAGGGAUGUGAAGCCUCUGGAGGUGUACAGUGUGGAGUUCCUGGUGGACAACAAUCAGCUCGGCUUCCUGGUGUCUGACCGUGACCGAAACAUCAUGCUGUAUAUGUACCUUCCGGCCGCGAAGGAAAGUUUCGGGGGACUGCGGCUCCUGAGACGGGCAGACUUCCACGCAGGCUCCCACAUCAAUGCCUUCUGGAGGACUCCGUGCCGCGGAGCCAGCGAAGGGCCCAGUCGGAAGACGGCGUUGUGGGACAACAAGCACAUCACGUGGUUCGCUACGCUGGAUGGCGGCAUCGGCCUCCUGCUCCCGAUGGAGGAGAAGAAUUAUCGCAGAUUGCUGAUGUUACAGAAUCAUCUCAAUGUCUGGAUUCCGCACCACGCCGGCCUCAACCCCCGCGCAUUCAGGAUGUUGCAGAGCAGCCGCCGCACCCUCCAGAACGCCGUGAAGAACGUUUUGGAUGGUGAACUUCUAAACCGCUUCCUGUACAUGAGCAGCAUGGAACGCAGCGAGCUCGCCAAGAAGAUUGGGACCACCACGGACAUAGGGGCACAACACCACGGGGUUCUGCCGCCCCCCAACCCUCCAGCCUCGACCAAGCUUCGCAUCCAUUCGUCUCCGGAGGCGGGGCGCCUUCAGAGAUCCCUCCGCCGGAGCCCACCCAUCACAAGGGUCGAAAGCUCCGAUGGCCUGGAACCUCAUCCAGCGCCCCACCAAUUACGCCAGGAAUAG
Messenger RNA from Nanorana parkeri, 4070 nucleotides. It is a transcript of the gene CPSF1, whose product is annotated as cleavage and polyadenylation specific factor 1. The annotation marks the transcript as partial. The record is from RefSeq and is a predicted model, not a curated record. Gene Ontology annotation, molecular function: nucleic acid binding; protein binding. The transcript is spliced from 32 exons. Lineage: Eukaryota; Metazoa; Chordata; Amphibia; Anura; Dicroglossidae. Gene Ontology annotation, cellular component: nucleus; mRNA cleavage and polyadenylation specificity factor complex.